AUACCAUAUAUGGUAUUUAAAGUAACACGUGACCGUAAGUCUGCCAAUAGGAAUUCCCUAUGGUGUGAUGCGGGAAAUUUAGACCUGCUUGUAAAAAUUUGACUGAUAUCUUGCCCGUUCGACGUUCCAAGAAGAUUACUCACAACAUUUACUCCGUUUUUUAAAUAUAAUUUCAUCACAAGUAUGGCUGUGUGUUUAGUAGCAAUGUUCACUGAAGACCUUAUUGCUCACUUGUUAUCAAAAGGCAUCUCAAGAGAAAUUUGCGAUCAACUGAAAGAAAAUGCUAUUGAUGGGGGUACAUUGAACUUUUUGAUGCAAGACAUCGACGAAUUCAAAGCGGUCUUACCUAAAUCUGGCCAUCGAAUUCAACUAAAACAAAAAUUGGCCUUUACUUUAUCUGCGACAACAGAAAACGAAAAAAUGCCUCAGCAAAUUGUGAUGCCACAUGAUGAUGAACCACACACAUCAGAGCUAGAACCACCAAUGCCAACUGAACCACCUUUGCCAGUGGAACCACCUUUGCCAGUGAAACCACCUUUGCCAACCAUGGCAUGUGAAAGCAGUGUUGAAAGUGUGAAAGCAGGUGUUCAAAUGAAGAAACCACUCAAGAGUCCCAAACCUAUUACUAAUAGUUCAGAUGCCACAGCCCUACCAAACACUCUCCCAUUUCCUGAGAGUUUCUCUGUGCGAGUGCAGAUGGCAAUAAAAAAUGGCUCUGUUGCCCCUGAGCGAACACAGCUGAUUGCAGAUGUAGGGACCUUUUAUUAUGGUUUGUCCAGCCACCCAAAGCAAGGUGACUACAAGAGGAUUGCCAUUUUAGUGUGCGAGAAAUUCCCUGAGUUGAGAGAUUCCAAUCAAGCAAGCUAUUGGGUAUCAAUCCAGAAACAAUUGUCGCAAUUCUUCAGAAACCUUCGGCGGCGGACAGUUAACAAAGCGAUGCAUGGACAACCCCAUGGUUAUGCAAAUGAAAGUGCCUCAAAGAAAAUAAAACUGACUGCAGAGGAUGAUGAGCAAGCUCAAAAAAGAAAUAUGGAGCUUUUGAAAAAAGCAAAACCUGGUGCAAUGGCUCCUAAAGACAUUUCGGAGGAAAUUAUCGAAAAUCAAGCUACAUCUUCUACAGAGGUCUUGGAGGAAUGUCCAUAUCUUGGUCAUCCAAAUGUUGUAAGAAAAGAAGUUAGCAGAAUCAUUGGGCAGAAAAAUUGGGAAAAAGAGGCUGAAAAGAAGUUGGAGACUGCAUUGAAAGCUGUCAUACAAAUUAAGGAUAAGGAAUGUGAAAUGAGAAGUGAACAGGUUGUGGAGGCUGUGGAGCAAAUUGAGAGAAAGACAAAAAGGAACAAAGGAACAACAACAAGUCCUGCAUCCACCAUGAGACCAGAAACCUUGUUCAAAGACAAGAAUGUCGAGUUUCGCUUGGUUGUGAUUGGGUCUCCUGAGGAGGUCAACCAAGUUUUUGUGGCAGGUGAAGACCAGUCAUUUAUUGAGAGUGAAGGUAUACUCCAAGGUUUGAUCGACCUGCUUUGUUGUUACUAUGCAUAUCACGUCUCCUACCCUGAAAGUAUGGAAGGAUGCUUGCUUUUCCUACAAGACAUUCUUUUGCCAACAAAUGAUGGCAACUACAGAGGAACAAAAUUUUCCUCAUUUAUGGCAAAGAGUGUGAAUACGUACAAUCCAGAAAGUCAGUUUAUACAAGACCUUCGAGAGAAAGAAGUCCCUGGUAUGAAGGGAGUAGUAUCGUCAUCUAAAGGAUUACACACCAAACUACGUCAAGCUGCUCAACGGAAAAAUGGAGUAACAAAAGAACGCAAACAGUUGAUUAAAAUGGGAAAUAAGCUGAGAGCUGAAUUGUUGAAAUAUAAAGGAGGGAAAAAAUCGCCUUCAAUUGAGGCACGUCAAUCGUCCAAAGAUCCGCAGAAUGUGGCGCAAACAUCCCGAUCCCAACUACGGGGUUUGGAACAGUUGCAAUAUGAACUAACAAGCAAAGAACUGCAUGCAGUAUGCACAGAGAACACUAGCGAGGAAUAA
This is a messenger RNA of Dendronephthya gigantea, 2022 nucleotides long. RefSeq lists its product as uncharacterized. The transcript is spliced from 10 exons. Lineage: Eukaryota; Metazoa; Cnidaria; Anthozoa; Malacalcyonacea; Nephtheidae. The record is from RefSeq and is a predicted model, not a curated record. Bases 184 to 2022 code for a protein of 612 amino acids.